Molecule: messenger RNA, 1530 nt
Organism: Lindgomyces ingoldianus
Lineage: Eukaryota; Fungi; Ascomycota; Dothideomycetes; Pleosporales; Lindgomycetaceae
Product: 26S proteasome subunit P45
Exons: 3
Coding region: 222-1403 (393 amino acids)
Biological process (GO): positive regulation of RNA polymerase II transcription preinitiation complex assembly
Cellular component (GO): cytosolic proteasome complex; proteasome regulatory particle, base subcomplex
Molecular function (GO): ATP hydrolysis activity; ATP binding; proteasome-activating activity
Source: RefSeq, a predicted model, not a curated record
AGCUUGACCACCUACCACCGCCAUCACUGCCCGUCGUUGCCCGUUGACCUCCCUCCACUUCAUUGAAGAAAUUCUUUAGUCGCAAAUUAGCUUCUCCGGAGCCAGUUGUCCACCCCUCCCCCUUACCGAACUAACCUUUACUGUUUACACAGCUUUGUCGCCUGUAGCCCGCCUUCGGGAAUCCGCAACUCCCCUCAACAACACCAUCCUACGCAUUCGCUAUGAGCGGAAGCAGUGACCCAGAGAGAGAGCAUGCUCUUGAACAAUACAAGGCGAAACUUUUGGAGUCGAGAGAGUGGGAGGCAAAGUUAAAGGCGCUACGGUUAGACAUUAAGGGACUCCAGCACGACUUCGAUGUGUCAGAAGACAAUAUCAAGGCGCUUCAGAGCGUAGGCCAGAUAAUAGGGGAAGUUCUCAAGCAGCUUGAUGAGGAGCGAUUCAUUGUCAAGGCCUCCUCAGGGCCUCGCUAUGUCGUUGGGUGUCGUUCCAAAGUCGAUAAAGUAAAGCUCAAGCAAGGAACUCGCGUUGCGCUAGACAUGACCACGCUCACGAUAAUGCGAAUGCUACCCCGCGAAGUCGACCCGCUCGUCUACAAUAUGUCUUUGGAAGACCCCGGACAAGUCAGCUUCGGAGGCAUUGGUGGUCUGAACGAGCAGAUUCGAGAGCUCCGAGAGGUUAUUGAGCUUCCACUCAAGAACCCCGAGCUCUUCCUUCGAGUCGGCAUCAAGCCCCCCAAGGGAGUGUUACUGUACGGGCCACCCGGGACUGGAAAGACGCUGCUAGCUCGAGCGGUGGCAAGCAGCCUGGAGACAAACUUCUUGAAAGUUGUGUCUUCCGCUAUCGUCGACAAGUAUAUUGGAGAGUCAGCACGUCUCAUUCGAGAGAUGUUCGGCUACGCAAAGGAACACGAGCCUUGCAUCAUCUUCAUGGACGAAAUCGACGCUAUUGGCGGACGAAGGUUCUCUGAAGGCACAUCCGCAGAUCGGGAGAUCCAGCGAACGUUGAUGGAACUGCUCAACCAGCUGGACGGUUUCGACUAUCUCGGACAGACGAAGAUCAUCAUGGCAACAAAUCGACCCGAUACCCUGGAUCCUGCCCUCCUUCGUGCUGGACGAUUGGACCGAAAGAUCGAGAUCCCGUUGCCGAAUGAAGUGGGUCGUCUGGAGAUUCUUAAGAUCCACGCCAGUGGCGUGCAGACGGAAGGUGAGAUCGACUUCGAGAGUAUCGUCAAGAUGAGCGAUCAGUUCAACGGAGCUGAUUUGCGAAACGUCGUCACUGAAGCCGGUCUCUUCGCCAUCAAAGACUACCGAGACGCAAUCAACCAAGACGACUUUAACAAAGCAGUGCGCAAGAUGGCCGAGUCGAAGAAGCUAGAGGGCAAGCUCGAGUACCAGAAGCUAUAAGGUGGGGCAUUCUCAAAUGGCGCAUUUGGGAAUGGAUGAUGGCACUGCAUGAAAAACCGAACCACCCAUCAUGUAUAAUAGCAAGUUAUCUUAGUAGCAGAAUCACCCAUUCUGCGGAGACUCAUGC